This is a messenger RNA of Astrephomene gubernaculifera, 1298 nucleotides long. Lineage: Eukaryota; Viridiplantae; Chlorophyta; Chlorophyceae; Chlamydomonadales; Astrephomenaceae. The record is from the annotation of a GenBank genome assembly.
CACAUACAAUGUGAUAGCGUAUUAUGAACAUAUAUUCCUAUCUUUAAAAGUGAGCUGGUACAUAAUUGUUCCUGGGUCCACUCCUUCCCUAUCAACACCCUUCGCGUUAUACUUCGACUUGCGCCAUGAGCAAGAAGAACAACAAGUCGACAAAGCGGAAAGCCCACGAAUUUGACCUUCAACGUGAAAAGGCGGAAGCCGAUGAGCGAGCCAAGAAGCUUGCGAAAAAGCAGAAUGCCGGCGUUCAGAAAGUAAAAAAGAACAAGGGCGUUCGGAUCCGCAAGGGAGUGGUUGUCAAGGGCAUCAAAGUCGUUGACGCGGAGACGAAGAGCAAGGUCAAGUCCGUGCUCGCCAAGGCCGCAAGGGCGAAGGCGAAGGCCCGGAUGGAUGUCGAUGACGCGGCGGCGCCUCGCGUAAAGCGCACCAAGAAGACUUCAGGCAACUCCAAGAAGGCCGCUGGGAAGGACAUGAUGGAUACGCAGUAGGCGGAUUGCGGCCACUUGCUUGGCCGUGUCCAUUGGAGCCUGGGGAGAUGGGUUUCGUGGGCGCACGCAGCGUGGAAAUACAGAGUCAGGCCAAGGGGGCUCUCCGCUUAGGAGGGAGAUCCUGAAAUGUUUCCUAAGAGGAGGAUGGAUUGCAGCCUGCAGGGUUUUGGUGGGUUAAGGGGCCAAGUUGGUACGGGGCCAACGUAGCUACCGUGUGCUAGAAGUUUAGCUUUUACCGGCCUCCGCAGUGCCCUCCUAAAUGUCAUUCUUGUUGCCGGGCCGAUGUUUGUCGUGCAUAUGGCUAGCGAUGAGGCGGCAGCUCCUGUAAGAUGAACUCUUCACACGUGUGGCUGACUUUACGGUGACAUGCUUGGUAUCAAGUUUAGUUAGUUACCCGGGUUAUUAGGGUUGGGCUGAUGAGGGAGAAUCUGACGUUUUGGUGCUGUAAGAACUGAUAUGGAACGUGUAAAGUACGACAGGUUGGUGGUGGGUGGUUCGUAUCUGUGGGAGUUGGUGGUCGGGUGUGGGACGUGUUGUGCUGUAUGGCUCGUAGGUGGUGUGUGGCCCUGGGUUUGAAGGUGUGCACGGCAAGGCUGCACAAGCGAUGUUGUGCAGAUACCUGUACGGUACUGUGGGUUGUGUAGCGAAUCACCAUGCGCCGGUGUGCAGUUUCAAGCGUACCCUACCUGGGCUCAGACCUACAUGGAUCCAUGAAAAGUCAUUCACUGUCGACAGCUUCCUUGAUGAAUGAAUGACCGUUACAAUGGUUCCCGAAAAGGGGACACGGCCUUGCUGUUUCAAACAUACGGAAAC